GGGUGUUUGAGUUAACACUUAACAGAAAGCUACAAGAAUUCAAGAAAGCUUUAUGAAAGCUAACUAUAGAAUAACUGGCCUGUCCGAUGGCACAGUGGAGAGGAAAGGAUAUGCGUAAUAGCGUGGGCGUCGGAGCGUUAAUCAAUUCGUCCGAGAAAGGUGAACGUACCCGUUAGGGUAGUUGAGCUCUUUAAAAACAAUGGAAUGAAUGUUUUUGCUUUUUCAACCGUCACUGCGUCACUCAACAACACCUGUCCAGAAACAGACGCAAUUCUUUCUCAAGAAAAGAUACAAAUCUGAAAAACGCCAGCUUAGGAUAAGACAAAAACAUCUUAUCCUUAUUGUAAUGUGAAAAUUCAGCAAAAUUGUUGAGCAGACUCACCUGAUGAUCAAGUUUCAUCAACUGAUUUCAAAUUUACUUUCAGAAGUUGACUUUCGAGUUUUUUUCAGUUUUCAGUGGCGACCGGUGGCGACAGUCUAACUAACUAUUAAACUGUGAUUGUCGAAGACCCUCCCAUCCGGAGAUUCACUUUCAAUUAGCCAAAUGAAGCGUGGGCUACGGAAGUCAUCUGUCUUUUCUGAACGGUUAAAAACCUGAUGCAUCUAGCGAAAUCUAAUCAGUUGAAAGAAAGUAGUCGAAGAGUACAGAACUGAUUCCCAUCGAUAGAAACGGAUUCGGCAAUGCCUUCCGCUUCAAAUUCCAGCUCAUACAUAGAGGAACGUAGGGGUGGUUAUGGAGGAGAUUACAGCAGUGGAGGUGGAGGGUACGGAAGCGGAUACGGAGGAUAUGGCGGAGGACAUGGGCAUGGCUCCAUUUCGCUGGACGCUGUCUCAGUUUUGGGACUUUUGUCCUUAGGAGCGGUUUUAUUGCGAAGUAUCCUAACCUUACUGCCAACAAGUGCACGUAGUCUGGACGUGUCGGACAUUAACCUGCCACUGAUGCUUUCCGAUAUUCCGGAAGCCAUUGUUAAAUGGCAUGGAAUGACGAGCAGUCACGUUGUCCACGAAAGGAGUAUGGAUAACCAAGAUGAUGACGAUAAUCCAGUAGCUCCUAUUCGUCAUUAUCUGAACAUGUUGACGACGGAAAAGGCUUGUCUUCCGCAUUUCCUUUGUAAAUUUUGGAAGAACAAGUCGAUGGAGGAAGAGAGUUUCCUUGACGUUGUUAUGUUGGCCACUGCUGCCUGGAAUGGUCUCACAAAAAGUGCUGCUAUCUACGACCACAUAAAGAAACCAGAUUCUUUGAAAGCGGAACAACAUUGCAUUCAAGCUCGUUAUGAAUGCCCAGCAGGACGCUGAGUAUUCACCAACGGUGGGAUGACAAUUCUCUGCGAUCGUUCACAAUCGUCUACAACCGACUGAUUUUUUGGUUUAGUUGUAACGCUGGCUAUGAAUCAUUAGUAACUUGGUGGGUCUUUAUGUCGUAUAGUUUGUUACGGUGUUUAAUUGGGCUAUAAUACACACGACGUUUAUUUCUA
Messenger RNA from Daphnia magna, 1475 nucleotides. RefSeq lists its product as uncharacterized. The transcript has 6 exons. The record is from RefSeq and is a predicted model, not a curated record. NCBI's taxonomy places the organism in Eukaryota, Metazoa, Arthropoda, Branchiopoda, Diplostraca, Daphniidae. The coding region runs from base 682 to 1296 and encodes 204 amino acids.